Messenger RNA from Anopheles aquasalis, 2853 nucleotides. Its product is annotated as kielin/chordin-like protein. Gene Ontology annotation, molecular function: protein binding; peptidase inhibitor activity. Lineage: Eukaryota; Metazoa; Arthropoda; Insecta; Diptera; Culicidae. The record is from RefSeq and is a predicted model, not a curated record.
UCGGCAAAUCAGUUGCUGAUCAGCCUGCGAAAGCGAAGAUCACAGCUAGCAGCAGCUCGAUCGUUGCAUACAUUUCGAGUUGGUGGAACCGGUGGCCACCGCGCGCUCUAGAGAACAGUAAAACAACAAAAAAAUAAGCCAAUAAUUGCAGCAAUAGAACGGACGGGCAACUGAUGACCGGUGGUGUGUUAGUGGAUGCUACAGCUGCUGCUGCUGCUGUUGCUGCUAAGUGAUAGAGAGCCAAUCACGCGUACACUUCCGAUCGGACAAAUUAAGGAACAAACGUGUGUGCGUGUCCAUGAGUGUGUCUUCGUUCUACUCGGCGGAUGCUAGCACGUUAGAAGAAAAGUGAUACCGCACACCAGUGUUGCUGAUAGCAGCAGGGACAGGAACAGGAACGGAGGGACUGUGGUUAGCCGGACCCCCGGUGCAUCUCGAGGCGGCGACAGGCGAGUGUGGUUCUGAUUUUGAAUCUCAUUAGCCAGAACUCGUUCAGACGUUGUGUGCGUCGGACGGACGAACGGGAACGUGUGGUAUCGCCAGACACUAGAACACCAGCAUCAGACGCACGUUGCGAUCACUUCUGCCACCCUGGGGAGCAGUUUGUGAACCGUUCUGUGAAACCGAAGGUCAAGCAGGGUGGGAGCAUUGGAACGACGACGCACUAUUGGCAAACGAUUCAGUAUUCGGGCGGUGUGGGUGGUGUGACAGUAAAAAACACGAAUUUAUCGCGUUGUGUUCGCGGUGGCGUACUAGUGGCCAUUGAAGUAGCACCGGCCAGGUGACAUCGAGGAUCGAGUAUGAAGGUGCUCAUUUUAAUUGUGGCAACACUGGUUGUUGGAGCGCUGUGCUCCGAGCAGUGUGUCCCGGGUACGACGUUCAAGGAGGACUGCAACACCUGCCGAUGUGGCGAGAAUGGGCUGAAAGCGUGUACGCGAAAGAUGUGCACCUCGGUUGAGGCAGUGGUGGCGGAUGAACCGUACGCCCGGAACGACAACACUACCACCACGACUAACGGCAGCAACGGCGGCAGCAGCAGCAGCACUACCGAGUCGAUCACUUCCGCCGAUGAGAAGGAGGAAGUGGCCGAACAUACCAACGGACAGGUUUGCACACCCAACGAAAUCAAGAUGAAGGAUUGUAAUCGUUGUCGCUGCGCCAACAACGGUAUCGGUUGGUUCUGCACCAGAAAAGCGUGUCCACCGCGCGAGAAGCGAUCCACAGUGGAGCACCAGCAAGAGGAAUGUUCACCGGGCACCACGUUCGAGAGCGAGGAUGGGUGUAGCGAGUGUAUCUGCACACCCGAUAGUAAGGCCGUGUGCACGGAUAAACCGUGUGAGGCGCGCCCAAAGCGUGAUACGAACAGUGGAGCAGGCUGUACACCGGGGACGAGCUUCAAGAGUGCCGAUGGUUGCAAUGAUUGCUACUGUUCCGAUGAUGGAGUCGCUUUAUGUACGCUAAAGUCCUGCGAACCAAAACCGGCCCCAUACAGGCGUCGACGACGUGCGUCACCAGCGGCAGGGAAACAGGAAUGUGUACCGGGCACUACCUUCAAGGAUGCCGAUGGAUGUAACGAUUGUUUCUGUUCGAAUGAUGGACGGGCUGCGUGUACACUAAAGGCUUGUGAGCCACAUCCCCCGGCAUAUAGCCGUCGUCGACGUUCGUCACCAACGAAGACCGCAUGUGUUCCGGGAGAAAAGAAAAUGGCCGCCGACGGUUGCAAUCAAUGCACUUGCUCCAAUGAUGGACUCCAUUACGCCUGUACUCGGUUGGCCUGCGGACCUGCACCAGGAGGAGAAGGAAGUGAGUCAGUGUUUUUCAAGAGGGAAGCUCCGGCACCUCCCAAGCAGGAAUGUGUACCGGGGACGAACUUUAAGGCCUCCGAUGGAUGCAACGAAUGUUUUUGCACGGAUGAUGGACGCGCUGCUUGCACGCUGAUAGACUGUGAGCCACACCGUCGUUCUCGGCGAACAUCCCCGCCUAAGCCGGAACUGGCACCGUCGCAGGAAUGUGUGCCGGGCAGUACCUUCAAGGACGCCGAUGGCUGCAAUGAUUGCUUCUGUUCGAAUGAUGGACGCGCUGCGUGUACACUGAAACUGUGUCAGCCAAAUCCCGCUCCUUACAGUCGUCGUCGACGUGCGUCACCAACCGAAACCAAAAUCGAAUGUACUCCCGGAGAAAAGAAAAUGGCCGCCGACGGUUGCAAUCAAUGCACUUGCUCCAAUGAUGGACUCCAUUACGCCUGUACUCGGUUGGCCUGUGCGGGACAAGGAAGUGAGUCAGUGUUUUUCAAACGGGAAGCUCCAUUGCUACCAACACCACAGUGCACCCCGGGAGAAACCAGAAUGCACGAGGAUGGGUGUAACAAAUGCCGGUGUACUGCGGCCGGUGUGCUUGCCUGUACAAGGAAAUGGUGCGAUCAUGGAAAUGAAAAGAACCCCGCCACGGUUCACAAACGGGAAGCCACUACCGAAUUACCACGGUCGGAACUUGCUCCCGGAUCACCGGGGUUCUCUUGUACACCGCGUAGCUCGUUCAAGUAUCAGUGUAACACCUGUGUCUGCAACGACGAUGGCAAGCAUGCCGGGUGUACCUUCAAAUUCUGCAUUCCCGGAGAGUACUGAGCAGCCAGGAGAAGGGGCGAGAGGCGUCUGCGCAACUGGAUGGAUAUUCUCUCUUGCAUUCAUUAUUUCUUUCUUUUGCUUAACCAGCUGCAGCAGCUAUUUGCGUAGACGGGUACACGGCGAACAUAAGGGCCCCCUUUUUUCCCAGGAGGAUUAGCUCACCCACAAGUUCUAACAUUAAAACGUAAACGUUUGUAAACGUUGCAAAUAAACAUAAUUAUAAGCAAUA